Molecule: messenger RNA, 4785 nt
Organism: Lolium rigidum
Lineage: Eukaryota; Viridiplantae; Streptophyta; Magnoliopsida; Poales; Poaceae
Exons: 12
Coding region: 453-2612 (719 amino acids)
Source: RefSeq, a predicted model, not a curated record
GCGGUGGCUCGGGAUCUGGCGCAGCAGAGCGUCCGCCCCAUCCCUCUUUACCUUGCCACCUCUCCACCAUCUCUCUCCUGUCUGCCUAAGCCUAACCAAUUCUCACCGGCGUCUCCCUCUUUGUCGCCUACGGGAGCAGCACCCUAGGCGGACGACCAGCAUAAUCGACGCUGCCGCCGGUCUCACCAUCGACGACGCCGUUGAACGUCCCCAGCCUCUCCAUUGACGACGCCGAAGGCAGUCGCGAAUCAAGCAGGAGGCCUGUUUCGGCCAGGAGUUGGCUGAGUUCCUCGUCGGCUACUUCCAGGAUCCGGUCACCAACUUGUAGAGCUGGUUCAAGAUCUACGGCAAGUUUCUGUAGAGGGUUUCCUGCCAUCUUCGGUCCCUGCGCAGCUAUUCAGCGAGAGAGGAGGAUAAGGGAAGUAGAGUGUACCUUCCGGGCCUCUUAAGCAAUGGAGCAACACAAUGAUAGAUGGUGGGAUCCGCCGGUGCUCAUGAUGGAAACCAAGCAAUUUCGAAUUGGUGAUGGCAGAGAGUUCAGUUCUAUAGGGGAGGCAAUUGAAGCCGCGAAGCUUCUCAAAAUGGCAUCAGGGACUGUACCUCCAGCCAUGGUGAUGUCGCAUUCACCUCCAGUGCAGCCUCAAGUGCCACCAGCACUAAUGCAGGCUCAAGUGCCACCAGCACCAAUGCAGCCUCAAGCCCCAAUGACGGCCCCCUCAUCUCUGAUGCAGCCUUCGCUGAUGAUGAAUCCUCAGUUACCAAUGAUUCAACCUCAGUUUGGAAUCGUGCAACAUCCCUUUGUAUCAAUGCAGCCUGCCUUGGCAAUGAUGGGGUGUUCACCAACGCAGUUACAGAUGGAUGGGCGUUCUGGGUCAAACUGCGUACUUCAACCCAAUCCGAUACAACAUCACUCUCAGACACCCCAACAUCCACCAAGUACGUUGACAUGGAAUCUAGGUGGAAAGUUAGUGUUCGUUCGUGGAUCAUGGGAUAAUUGGUCUCGCAUGUACUAUGCAUCACCAUAUGAAGGUGGGCAUCGUUGUUCAUUAAGUAUCCAGCCUGGUGUGUACAUCUACCGAUUCGUAGUAGAUGGAAUAGAGCAACUCAACCCAUCACUACCAUACCACGAUGAUCAAAUGGGCAACAAGUUCAACAAGCUUAUUGUUCCGCAGAUGCAACAUCGCUCUCAGAUAUCCCAACAACCUUCAAGUACACCGGUGAUCCGCCCGCAAAUAGUGGCAUGUGGAGUUAAUGGACGAAAUGAGAAGCUGCUUGGAACGUCCUCCAGGAUUCUCCAUGGGGAAGCGUCUUCCAGCACUACUUCACCUCAGGAGCCACCAAAGGGUCUGAAAGAAGCAACAAUGACAUGGAACCUGGGUGGAAAUCAAGUGUUCGUUCGUGGAUCAUGGGAUGGUUGGGCGAACAUGCACUAUGCAUCACCAUAUGAAGGUGAACAUCGUUGUUCAUUAAGUAUGGAGCCUGGUGUAUACCUCUACAACUUUGUAGUAGAUGGAACGGAGCGAUAUAACCCAUCACUACCAUUCCAGCCUGACCAAGUCGGCAACAUAUUCAACUUGCUUAUUGUUGAGGAUAAACUACCUGAGUUCGUUAUCGAUGGGGCAGUAUCUUUGCCAAUUUUUCUGAAAGAUCCUAAAAAUGCCCCUGUAGAGGCAUUCAAUUUCAAAGCGUGCACUACGGCAGAAUUUGGUAGCAUUGAUCCAAGUGUUACCAUGUAUCCUGUAACAAGCACAGGAACGAUACUCUUGAACAGUUUUCUUGCUCAUGCUGUUAAAAACUUCCGCAAAGGGUUAUGUUGGAAAGGCGAAUUCAAGAAAGAAGAUAUGAUAGUUAUAGAUGGCGUUCUUUGUAGAAUAAAUAAAAACCCUGGAUAUUCUAUUUGUCUUUCGUACCUAAUUCUUGAUCUGGAUCAGAUCAUAAAGCAUCUUCUCUCUGAAUUCAAGAGUUUUCCAGAACCCCCUCCUUACAUUGCUCAUCUGGAGAAUGUUCUUAAGAAUCCACCUGCUGACUUCGAUUCAAAUCCAGAUUCAAGAGAAAGUUUCUUCAAGAAAAUGACAUCUAAUGCUGCACUUUCUACCGAUGCUGCUAGGAUGAUGGUGCUGAUUAACAUGGAUCAGUAUUUAGAUGGUAAUGGCUUGAAGGCAACAGUAAGGGAAAGGCCAAGUAUUGAUCCUGAUUUUGAUCCCGUGCUAGAUGAGUUGAAAUACCCACCUUCGCUGAAACCACCGGCUACCAAUCCCAACCAGGUAGAGCCUGAGUGGGUUGACAUUGCACACUCUGACACACUAUUUGAUGAUAUCUACUGGGAUGGAAAACCGAAGAUUGGGGAGCGGUAUACUGCAACCUGUCUUAACAUGAUAAAACAUCUCAGGCAUUUUUUUGUCCAUUCACCUGGAAAAACAAUGAGAAAUGGCGUUCAAGUCCUUGAAAGUUACAGAGAAUUAGAUCUCAUGAUCUCAUAUUAUUACAAGGAUAUAUUGGCAGAUCUUUUGGACUGUAUUAGGGAGCUAUGUGAGAAAGAUUCGUGUCAUCCUCUACUGAAAGCUUUGUGGGAGCUGUACUCCGAAACUGGGAAGUUAUUUGAACAAAAAUGAGAGGAGGCAUUCAUGAAUGUAUUGCGAUAGCUUCCGAUCCAACAGGCGCUUUAUGGUUGUUUCAGUGUUCACGAGCAGGAAUUCUUCGAAGAGAAGGUCAUUGUGAUACAUAGAAGAGAAGUUCAGAAAAAUGAGGGUGGAGGAUCCCUGGCUUGGCUACCAAGUGACAUAUCGUCCGAGGCUGCUGACCGGAAAUUCUUGUUGACUAACCAUGGGAUACAAUGCUGGAGCAUCUCACUCUUGCAUGACAACAAUGUAAAGAAAACAGCGUUUCAGGAAAUUGUUGGUAGUGAUGGGGAGCUGGGCAUACAAAAGGACAUAGCUGGUCAGAAGAACAUUUGGACAUGCAGAUAGAUGAGCAUGGGAAGGAGUUCAGCAUUCUUGUCGCUACCUUGUGCAAAGAUCGGGUUAGCGGGUCAAUCUACACUUAGUAUUAUCUUCUGACAAAUGCUUCAGGUGAUAAUCCCUAAAGCUCGAGUGGAGGAUGAAGAUUCUUUGUUCUCCAUGACGCUUAAAACUGGUGGUAAACCUUCUGACUCAGUGAUCAUCCUAUCAGGUGAUGGAACAGCAACGGUAGCCAUCUAUUGGAGAGGUUCUACCCGAGUGUCAAUUUGAUCUGCGUUGGGACGCUGGAAAGGUUUGUGCUGCUUCCAUCAUUGCAUCUGCUGAGGACAGAGAUGAAGGAGCUUGGGUUGUUCUGACAGAAAAGGCAGGAGUCUGGCAAUACCUGAAAAGGCUGUAUUAGUUGGCAGGGUUGAGCCUCCAGAGCGCAGCUUAUCAUGAAAAGGUAGCUGUAAUGAAGUGGUUGCUGAAGAGAAAAAGGAGAAGUCAGACAUUCAGCGGCAGUGUUGUUCCCAGAAGAUAUACCUCUGUGGCUUGGAGUUCUGGAGUUCUGUGGCAAGAAGCUUGGGUCCAAGUUGUUGGUAUUCCACCUCGGAUGUGUGCUUAGUCAGUGUUUGCUCAAGUGGCGUUAAUAUUUGGCCUGCUUUGUGGACGUGGAUUGGGCUGGUCUCUUCAAAAGCUUCUAUGCAAAUGUCCGUCUGCAGAUUGCUUGUAGAGACCCUUCGAAGAUUCGUAUGGAAAGAAUGGUAGUAAUAUGUAAGAAGAUGUACAUCUUGGAACUGUAAGUGGAAGGUUUUGUUCAGACAAUUACUGGGUAUGAAGACGAUGAUGAUCAAGACGAUGAUGAUGAUGAGGAGUUUGAUGGUCUUCGUGAAGAUCUUGAGGGUUCUGAUAGCCAGGCUAACCCACCUCCCCCUUCAAGCACCCCCAUGGAUACAUCCAAUACCCUUGGCCCUGGUACUACCGCUCGUUCUACCCUUUCUGGUCAUAGAACUGUUUACCUACUUGAAGACCCAGUUGAUGUGGAAGGGCAGAUUGACCUAGCACUGUUGCUUCUCAGCCUUUGGAUCUUGUUCUGAAUAAGGCCAUGUAUGAGGAUGAAUUCAAUUCCUAUCUUCAGUCUGAUAUGAGUGAACAGGUGGACAAUGUUGUGGUGAAUUCUGUCAUGGAUGCUGUCCCUGUGGCUACCAAUUACCCUAUUGCUGAUACGUCUGCUGUUGUGGUGAUUUCCCCCAUCCCUACUGAACCUAAAGUGGAUAUCUUCAUGUCUGAAAUGGAUUUCUCAAAAAUACUGGAUUUUUCAGCUGCUAACAGCUCGGUGCAGAAGAUGUACUGCUCAAGAUUGUUGGAUGCAAUGAACCAAGAUUCUGAUGAUGAUGUGGAGGCAGUCGAGUCCGCGCAAAUGAUUGGCCAGCUAAAGUCCGGAUUCUAAAACUUCAGGAAGAGAUUGUUCAACAUGGUCCAGACUAUGCACAGGACAAAUAAAAAGGCAAGCUGCUUCACCCAACAAAACUGAUCGAGAUGUGCAUGAAGAGAGAUCGAGAGCUUUCUCUCAAAGCUUUUGAAGUGUUUGCCUGGACAAGCUCCUCAUUCCGAAGCUCCAACAGAGGCCUUCUAGAGAACUGCUGGAUGAACGCAGCCAACCAGGAUGACUGGGUCCAGCUCUCACAGGCAUCCAUUUUGGAAGGCUGGAGUGAUGAAGUCAUCCAAGAGAGUUGCUUGAAGGAAUGGUCCUCUUCAACGCCUCCAGGCUGUGUUAUAGUCCCAGACCCGGUGGUGUUUGACGGUACAUUUGAGGAGGUGCUACCUGCGAGGAAAGAGGAUGUGUAUG